AUGGAUGAACACAGGAGUGUUGAAGAUACACCAGCCUCUCAAAGGCUGACAAAUGAAGAUUUUAGGAAACUCCUUAUGACUCCAAGGGCUACCCCAUCAGGGGGUGCUCACCCAACAGGUUCGGUGCGAGAAGCUAUGGCAAACUCUGGGUCGAUGCCUCCACCCGCUGAAAACAAAAGUGAAUUGCGUCGUAAAAAGAAAUCCUACUAUGCAGCAUUGAAGAAACAAGAAGACAACAAACUAGCUGAACUAGCUGAGAAGUACAGAGAUAGGGCCCGUGAAAGGAGAGAUGGCCUUAAUGACAUUGGACCAACAGAUCCAACUAGCAACACCAGUAGUGCAUACAGAGCUGUAGCACCAGAUCUAAAGUCAGGAAUGGAUGCCAAGGAAAGAAGAAGACAGUUAAUUCAGGAAUCAAAAUACCUUGGUGGUGAUAUGGAGCAUACUCACUUGGUAAAGGGACUGGAUUAUGCUUUGUUGCAAAAGGUGCGUUCAGAAAUUCAAAAUCGCGAACAAGAACAAGAGGCUGAAAUGGAGAGAUUAGUUUCGGUGCCUAUUGUAGAAGCAGUUAAGGAAAAGAAAGAGGUGGCUGUUGAGGAAGAAAUGCAAUUUAAAACAACUAUGGGAAAAAAUAUUUACAAUAUGAUUAUGGAACAGAAGAACAAGAAAGUGACCCGCAAUGAGUUAUUCGCGCCGGGUCGUAUGGCGUACGUAGUCGAAUUGGAGGAAGAGGGGACAAUAGACAGCGAUAUCCCGACCACUCUAACUCGCAGUAAGGCCGAUGUGCCCGAGUUGGACGAGAGGAGUUCUGCAGCCGCUGCUAACGAUGUCGUACUGGACAAAUUGGCGCAGAUAUUCUCUUAUUUGCGUCAUGGAAGACAUAGAAAAUUGAAAAAAACGAAGGACAAAACGACGGAAAAGGGUCGUAAUGAGGACUCUAUCUACGGCGAGAUCGGUGACUAUGUGGCGGGCGAACGACGUGCCGACAGACGCGACGAACGUCCGCGCACGGGCUACUUUGAUAAACCCCUCGAGACUGAAAAAGACGAAGGAGUGGUGCGCGGGGAGCGCGGGGAGCGGGGCGAGCGAGCGGAGCGCGGCGCCGAGCGCGAGUCGCGGUCGGCGGCGCUGCUGUCGCGGCUGGCGGCCGAGCCCGAGGGCUACGCCGAGUGCUACCCGGGCCUGCGCGAGAUGGAUGACGCCAUCGACGACUCCGACGACGAGGUCGACUACACCAAGAUGGACGCCGGCAACAAGAAGGGACCCAUCGGUCGCUGGGACUUUGACACACAAGAAGAAUAUUCUGCAUAUAUGAGCAGCAAGGAAGCGCUACCGAAGGCCGCUUUUCAAUAUGGAGUUAAGACACAAGAUGGCCGCAAAACGAGAAAGACAAAAGACAAAAGUGAGAAGGCCGAGUUAGACAGAGAGUGGCAACAGAUCCAGAAUAUAAUACAGAAGAGAAAGGCUCCACAGUUAGGCGAUGAACCUAAUUUCAAGACACCAAAGUAUUGA
This is a messenger RNA of Parnassius apollo (apollo), 1512 nucleotides long. Lineage: Eukaryota; Metazoa; Arthropoda; Insecta; Lepidoptera; Papilionidae. The record is from the annotation of a GenBank genome assembly.